AUGGACAAGAAGAAGGAGUUGAUUACUUGCCGAGAUGUCUUAUGGCUCCUGGUUCUUUGCGGCUUCGCUAUCAAUUACAUGCUGCGAUUAAACUUGAACCUGACCAUUGUCGCGAUGGUGAUACCAUAUCCGAAACCCGCAGCAAUCGCGCAGUGCAAUGUGGAGAACAGUACGUCAACUGUUGACGUUUGGAUGAAUGAAACGUCUCGAGAUGACAACGUUUCUUUUUCUUUCCCAAUUACGACGCCGUCCUUCAAAAAUGUUACGUACGAGGAUCGGUUUGCUUGGAACGAGUACGAGCAGGGAUUGACGUUGGGUGCCUACUACUGGUUGCACUGGAUGUCGCAGCUACCUGGUGGUCUCCUGGCCAGGCGAUACGGCACGAAACGCGUAUUCGGUCUGGCAAAUCUCUUAACAGCUCUCUUAGGAUUUCUCAUACCCUAUGUGACACAUCUGUAUGGCUUAAUAACUCUUCGUGUGCUGCAAGGAUUGAUCGCGGGUGUUAUAUGGCCCUCGAUGCACGAUAUGACUGCGAAGUGGAUUCCACAGAAUGAGAGGAGCAGAUUCGUCAGUGCUUAUCUUGGUAGUUCUGUGGGAGCGGCGAUCACUUAUCCUCUAUGUGCAGCCGUUAGUAAUUCCUUUGGUUGGGGUGCAUCCUUCCAUGUGACAUCUUUGCUAGGAAUAAUUUGGUUCUGCUUUUGGCACUUCCUGGUAUAUGAUUCACCGCAACAGCACCCACGAAUCUCUGAUGAUGAGAAAAAUUAUAUUCUUGAUAAUAUCACUGGACCCAUCGAAGACGAGGAAAAAACUCAGAUACCUUGGAGAUCGAUAUUUUUAUCAAGGCCGGUAUGGGUCACGAUUGCCGCACAUUGGGGCAUAGCUUGGGGUUUCUUCACUCUCAUGACGCAAGCGCCGACUUAUUUCAACUUCAUUCACGGUUGGAAUAUUAACGCCACGGGGAUACUGGCGGGAACACCACACUUGCUCAGAAUGAUCUUCUCGUAUUUCUUCUCGAUGUUGAGCGACUGGUUACUGCGUACGAGGCGAAUGAGCUUGACGAACGUCAGGAAGUUGGCCACCUUCGUUUGCACCGGAGUACAAGGGAUCCUCAUCAUUGCUCUCGGAUUCAGCGGGUGUCAUCCGUUACUCGCAGUCGUCUUCAUGAUGACCGGCACGGCGGUUAAUGGAGCCGUUUCCGCCUCCACUUUGGCGAACUUCGUGGACCUGAGUCCCAACUACGCCAGUGUUCUUCUUGGAUUCGCCGGCAUGAUUGUCAUAUGGGCCGGGUUUAUUUCACCAGCCAUCGUUGGCGCAUUAACGAAUAAUAAUCAAACUGUGGGGCAGUGGCGCUUGGUCUUUCUCAUUGCUGCUGCUAAUUCGAUAGUGAGUUGCAUCAUAUACAUGAUAUUCGGUACUUCAAAGGAACAAUCAUGGAAUCAGUAUGCCAAAUUAAAUACGAAGGAACGAGAGAUGCAGGAGCUGGCCCCGGUGGUCGCAAAACGUGACAAUGACACCGAGAAUGUAGAUGAUACUGAAAAAUCGAAUUUUAUUAAAGAAAGAUAACAAAUCAAUUUCUUACAACCCUUUGGUCACUAAACUUCAACUAUAUUAGUUCGUGUUCAACCCAAAGGAUUAAAGAGCUGUAAUUUCGAUACGUACAAAUAUUGCGCGAGCGCUCGAUUAUUUAAUAGGACAUUAUUUAACAAAAAGAAUGUUAACGUUUGAUCGUAUAUUUAAUAAUACACUCGUUUAACUUAUUCUUGGAACAUUUCAUCAUAAGGAAACAAAGGAAUGAAGAAGUGACAUUACAGAGUAAAUAAAUGUUAAAUUAUUUGCAAUACGCUAAGAAGUAUCAUGACUUAGAUGUUUUUUUCGGUCGCCACACACACAUGCUUCAUAAACCAAAUUUACAUAUAUCUAAUUCCUUACAAUAAUAACGCAUUAUUAAUUCCGCCUUUGCAUGUGCGCAAUAUGUAAAUUACAGCACACAAGUUUCAGUAACAGAAUUAACGGGCGGCGAAUCGAUUAUUCUCUAUUACCAUAUGGCUGACAUCACGUCCGUCCGUUCUUACACGAAAGAAUUACCGGAAUUAUCACAGGUCCUUUUCUGCUGUGGAGCAGAUUAAAUACCGCGCCUUAUCCUAUUUCCUGGACACGCAUCGUGUAGCUGCCAUGAGAUAUCUAUCACUCACGGACCUUCGCUAUCGCCCAUAAAUGAAAGUGCACAGUGGUCAUUGAAAUGUACAUUUUCAAACAACUGUAGAGACGAAGAAGAUACAACGUGUAGAUACCUUGCAUGUUAAACAGCAACAUCAUUAUACGUAUCGAGAUUUUUGCACCUUAUAAUUAUAGUAAAUCUUGUGAAUAGAGUACCGAGCUUCCCUCACUAUAAUAGACACUUGUCAAGUAUCUAUUAUUGUU
This is a messenger RNA of Solenopsis invicta (red fire ant), 2421 nucleotides long. It is a transcript of the gene NaPi-T, whose product is annotated as putative inorganic phosphate cotransporter. The coding region runs from base 1 to 1563 and encodes 520 amino acids. The transcript has 8 exons. Gene Ontology annotation, biological process: monoatomic anion transport; transmembrane transport. NCBI's taxonomy places the organism in Eukaryota, Metazoa, Arthropoda, Insecta, Hymenoptera, Formicidae. The record is from RefSeq and is a predicted model, not a curated record. Gene Ontology annotation, molecular function: transmembrane transporter activity. Gene Ontology annotation, cellular component: plasma membrane.